CUACUUAUGUGACAGCAAAAUUUGAUGAAAUGCACCCCCGGCGCAGUGCCCAGUACGUCCUACUGUGUGACCUCUGUGAAACUGUCCACAUACAGAGUUACUGUGAAUAUUGUAAUACAUAUUUUUGUAUGAACUGUGUUGGUAAACAUCUCUCAGAUUCCUCUAAAAAAAACACAAUGCCAUGCCCUAUGAACAACGACAGUUUACUCCUGACUACCCAAAAUGUCCGAAACACACUGAAAAACAUUGUGAGCUAUUCUGUGAGAAAUGUGACGUUCCUGUCUGUUCUACCUGCGUUUCAAAUAAUCAUAGAGGACACAAUUUAUGCGAUGUUAAAAAAAAUUAUCAACUCUAAAGCAAAAGAUAUACAAAAAGAUUUGGAAGAACUAGAGACCAGAAUUUACCCCCGAUAUCAAGAAAUGGUCUCCGAUGUCCAAACUAUGAAAAUGCAAUUAGAAACGAAUUGCAGGAAAAUGACAAGAGCUGACGACCAACGAGGAGACCGAAAUCGUAAAUAUGAUAUUCAGGAGAUCAAAAACAAAUCCAUGGCUAUCUUAGAAGAACAUACAGAUGAAAUAUCACACAAAAUUACAAAGCUCAGACAGAUCAUUCAGGACCUGAAGAAAAUGCUGGACUCCAAUGACAUCUUCUUAACUUCUACUUACAAAUCUAGGAAUUCUGAAUUCAGAACAUUACCUCCUAAAGUCCGAAUUACAUCACCGAAUUUCUCUUCUCAGAAAAUAAACAAAGAUCAGCUCAAUGAAAUGUUCGGUUCUCUGUCGCCAUUAUCCAUUAACACAGAAGAACAUAACAACACGAUGAAGCCCCAAAAUUAUACACCAGCUAUCCCAAUCGAAGAAAGAUUUCCUAUGCCUCAACUCAUAACCACCAUAGACACUGAUUAUAGCCCACUCUACAGUGUUACCUGUCUCAGUGAUAUAGAAAUUUGGAUACAUGGAUAUGAUGAUACCAUGAAGCUCGUUAACCUCCAUGGCAAACUGCUAAAGACAAUCCAAACCGUUUCAGGGAACGCGCCUCAGGACAUAACAUUGAAGCUGGACGGAAAGCUUGUUUAUACAGACCAUGAAGCAAGAACUAUAAAUAUAAUGAGGAACGAACAAAUGCAAACCAUGAUCAAAUUACAGGAGUGGGUACCUCUCUAUGUCUGCAGUACCUCUUCUGAUGACCUCCUGGUUACCAUGGUCAGUGAUAAUGUCACACAAUCCAAAGUUGUCCGUUACUCGGGCUUCAAUGAGACACAAACCAUUCAGUUUGAUGACCGGGAUCGUCCUCUCUAUUCAUAUGGUUACCUGAAAUAUAUCAGUGAGAACAGGAACCUGGAUAUCUGUGUGGCUGACAAUGCAGCUAAAUCAGUAGUGGUGGUCAAUCAGUCAGGAAAACUCCGAUUUAGAUACACUGGUCAUCCCUCUAAUACCAAGCAAUCAUUUGAUCCAGUCGGUAUCACUACAGACAGCCAGAGUCACAUCCUGACAGCAGACCAUAACAAUGACCGAAUCCACAUCCUAGAUCAGGACGGACAGUUCCUCCACUACAUUGAUAAUUGUGGUUUAGAUUGGCCAUGCAGUUUAUGUGUAGACACUAGAGACAACCUAUUUGUGGUUGGCAAUGAAAAUAAAGUGAAGAAAAUCCAAUAUACAUCCCUACCUUAACUUCUAAGGUUCUUCGACAAAAUUUCGAGAAAUUUGAGAGUUCGAGAUAACCGAAUACAUCUUCCGAUUCGUUUCAGUGAUUUUUUCCUAUGUUUGUAAACGUUUAUUACACAGAACUAAAGAACAAUAUGUACAUGAAUACCUAAUAAUGGUGCCAUUAAUAUGUGGGUGAUGACUGAACUAAAGUGGUAAAUAAAUUCAAAGAAAAAAA
This is a messenger RNA of Ostrea edulis (European flat oyster), 1881 nucleotides long. RefSeq lists its product as uncharacterized. Gene Ontology annotation, molecular function: zinc ion binding; translation repressor activity; protein binding. Bases 30 to 1670 code for a protein of 546 amino acids. The record is from RefSeq and is a predicted model, not a curated record. The transcript has a single exon. Gene Ontology annotation, biological process: protein polyubiquitination; negative regulation of translation; proteasome-mediated ubiquitin-dependent protein catabolic process. NCBI's taxonomy places the organism in Eukaryota, Metazoa, Mollusca, Bivalvia, Ostreida, Ostreidae.